GUAGGAUUCCAAAUGGUAAAAUGGCUGAGAAGCAGAAACACGAAGGCAGGGUUAAAAUAGGACAUUACAUCCUUGGAGACACACUUGGAGUCGGCACCUUUGGAAAAGUUAAGAUUGGAGAGCACCAGCUUACAGGACAUAAGGUCGCAGUAAAGAUCCUAAACCGGCAGAAAAUCCGCAGCCUUGAUGUGGUGGGUAAAAUCAAGCGGGAAAUCCAGAACCUCAAGCUGUUUCGCCAUCCUCACAUCAUUAAACUGUACCAGGUGAUCAGCACACCUACGGAUUUCUUUAUGGUGAUGGAGUAUGUUUCAGGAGGAGAACUCUUUGAUUAUAUCUGUAAGCAUGGAAGGGUGGAGGAUACGGAGGCCAGACGACUCUUCCAGCAGAUCAUCUCUGCAGUCGAUUACUGCCACAGACACAUGGUCGUCCACCGCGACCUGAAACCAGAGAACGUCCUGCUUGAUGGCAGCAUGAACGCCAAGAUCGCUGACUUUGGGCUGUCCAACAUGAUGUCUGAUGGAGAGUUCCUGAGGACAAGCUGCGGAUCUCCCAACUACGCUGCUCCUGAGGUCAUCUCUGGGAGACUCUACGCAGGUCCUGAGGUGGACAUUUGGAGCUGUGGGGUCAUCCUGUACGCCCUGCUGUGUGGGACCUUGCCUUUCGACGAUGAGCACGUUCCCACGCUGUUCAAGAAGAUCCGCGGGGGUGUGUUCUACAUCCCGGAGUAUCUGAACCGCUCGGUGGCUAGCCUGCUGAUGUUGAUGCUGCAGGUGGACCCCCUGAAGAGAGCCACUAUCAAAGACAUCAGAGAGCACGAGUGGUUCAAGCAGGACCUCCCUGGCUACCUGUUUCCCGAAGACCCCUCGUACGACGCCAACGUGAUCGACGAGGAGGCCGUGCGGGAGGUGUGCGAGAAGUUCGAGAGCACCGAGUCGGAGGUGAUGAGCAGCCUGUACAGCGGGGACCCUCAGGACCAGCUGGCCGUGGCGUACCACCUCAUCAUCGACAACCGCCGCAUCAUGAACCAGGCCAGUGAGUUCUACCUGGCCUCCAGCCCGCCCACGGGCUCCUUCAUGGAGGAGGGCAUGCUGCUGCCCCCGGGGGUCAAGCCCCACCCCGAACGCAUGCCCCCACUGCUGGCAGACAGCCCCAAGUCCCGCUGCCCCCUCGACGCCCUCAACACCACCAAGCCCAAACCGCUGGCAGUCAAGAAGGCCAAGUGGCACCUGGGCAUCCGCAGCCAGAGCAAGCCUUACGACAUCAUGGCCGAAGUGUACCGCGCCAUGAAGCAGCUGGAGUAUGACUGGAAGGUGGUGAACCCCUACCACCUGCGGGUGAGAAGGAAGAAUCCGGUCACAGGGAACCUUGUGAAGAUGAGCCUGCAGCUCUAUCAGGUGGACAACCGCAGUUACCUCCUGGACUUCAAGAGCAUCGAUGACGACAUGGCGGAGCUGAGGUCAGGCUCCUCCACGCCUCAGCGCUCGGGUUCGGCCGGCGGGCUGCACCGGCCGCGGCUCAGCAUCGACCUGGCCUCGGCCGCCGUGGAGACGCCCCAGCUCAGCAGCUCCCUGCCGGGGUCCCUGACAGGAAGCGCCCCCCUGCUGGCUCCGCGGCAGGGAAGCCACACCAUGGACUUCUUCGAGAUGUGCGCCAGCCUCAUCACCACGCUGGCGCGCUGAGACUGCAGGGGAGGGCACUCCGUAAGUCCCGUCCGCUAAACCACCCCACCUCUGACCCUUAGCCAUAACCCCGUUAUCACUCUUAAAACGCCAUCACUACAGCACAGUUAAAUCCCCUCGCAAGUUUCAGAAUUUGUUGAUUCUUUUAUUUUUUGUUUUAUAUAUAUUUUUAAAGAAAGUAAUUGCAUACAAUAUAUAAUACAUAGUACACAUGUAUACAUGUAUGAUAUAUUUAUAUUAUCAUUUGAUUUUGACAGCAAGUUGCUGCUUAAUUGAAAGGGCAUACCAAAAAUGAAAUGUAUACAUAAAAACGAAGAUUCUAAUGAUAGAGAUGUCAGAUUUUUAUUUAUUUUUUAAUGAUUUUUUUUAUAUGUUCUAGUUAAAUUAAGUACUGUCCUGAGAUUUCAGGUUCUUACCCUGUAACUGACCGUGACCUGAAUAUAAAGCUGUUACAUGUGCAGUAGUUGGAAAGAGCAGGCUAGCAAUGACGCAAUAUGGGCAGGCUAAAUUCAGCAGAUACUCAAGCAUCAUUUCUGGUCUUAUAAUACGUCACACUCAAGUUUGAACAAUUCUGGGACGCAGUUUUGUGGCUUUUGCCACUACGACCUCACUGGUGAUAUCCUGGACCUUGGUUAAUGUGUUUUUCACAUUGUCAUCAUUUGACUAAGUGAACCCAAGGUCAGUGCUUUGGAUGUGCUUUUGAGUUUUCCUGUCCUUGGGUUAUUGAGACUACAAAGACCAGUAUUAUUUAUCCAAAGUUAAAGCUGUCGUCUAAAGAAUACUUGUAGAAUUAACUUAAGUUUUGCUACCCAAGCAUGAGGAAAAUAAUUGGAAACCACAAUGACUCAGUGAUCAAAUGCCCACAUUCGUACUUGAUCAGUGAUCAAAUGGGUAGUGCUACACUGUAAUAUUAAAGUAUCUCUAAACUAAAUUGACCACAAAGGACAAUUAAUUAACAUUACAUAAAAGAGUUUGGGUUUGUUUUUGGGAUAAUAUAUCAAACUAAGAGUUUCUCUUGUGAAUGUAGUUGGUGGUAUUAAUUGGUGGUUUUGUGAUUGGGGAAGAGGAAUCAAAAGGCAAAUGGCAGGAGAUUUCAGUCAAAUUGAGGACAGCUAAUGAAUGACAGUAGUGCUCUAGCUUCUCUUUAAGUUCCAGAACCCAGCCGUGGUUCAUCUGUGGAGCAGGGAGGCUUCAAUACUCCCUCUUCUCCAUUUACUGACUUAAUCGACCCUGCAGUUACCUUCAGUAAUUGGAAGCCGUAGCCAAUGGAACAUAACGGAAAUGCAGAGUGAGUGAAUGCCUCUGCUGGACUGUGAAGGCCAUGGAUUUAGCUCCGUGUCCUUGGCUGGAUGAGGAAAGCGGAGUAAUUAGUCUGUGUCCUUCUGGAAAACAGGUAGUGCAGAGAAUCUCUGAGAGAGGGUAGCAGUCUGCCGGGAUAUUCGGUCGAUUGUCGGAAGACUAUGCUCUUUAACAUACAAACCCCCUUUUUGAGAUGGCCUGCAGUAAGAAGGAAUGAGUUCAAAUUUACGCGACACUGGGUUCUUUCCAUUUGCUCUUUUUUUUUUACCUCUUCCUUCCUUUCCUUGCCCCUUUUCUUGCUCCUAGCUUCACCCAUCAGGAGAGGCAAAAAAGGAGGCUGGAAAGGGAGGUGAUUACAGGGAAUCAAAAUAAUGUAAAUUAGGCAAAUGGAAUGUCCUCCUUCAAAUGUCAGUUCAAAGCCAUGUCCGUUACAGGUGUGGCAUAUGCAUGGCAGAUGGGGAGAGGUGGAUCCACAGGUUGAUCGUUUAUAUGUCACGCAUUCUGAAAAAAUACUGCCGCUCAUGUUUUCUUGCUCCUAACUUUGGCCUCUAGCUCAUUGAAGGAACAUUUAAUGGGUUGGCAUUUCCUUGUAGAUGGCGGACCCGAUUUCCGGGUCAGACAAAGAACAAGGAGAUAGGAGUUGAAAAAUAGGUGCAUGGAAAGAGACACUGUUUUCCUGCCAUACCCAGUGAUAGUCAGCUUUAAAACUGAUUUGAUCCGAUUACUCAGCAAGAAACACCUGGUUGAUUGCUCCCAGAAGUUGUGUGUGGUGAUUUGAGGUGAUUGGUGUCUGCUGGAGUUCUGCCUGAGAUCAAAGCCAAGGAAAACAAUUUAGAGCCACUGAAAACUUCCUCCAGUUGCCUUAAAUACACUGUACCGUUUUCUUUUUUUCCAUUAUGUCUGUAUUGCAUAUUUUUGUUGAUAGAAAUAUUUAUUAGUGCUGUACACUUUAUUUAACCUCACUUGUCAGAAGUUACUGUGAAUCAGUGAAAAUCAUAAGCUGGGUAGGUAGUGACACUUUGGGAAGGCUUAUCUGUGUUAAGAAAGAUUUGUGCCAACAAGACUGAAAAGCAGGGGAGACUUUGCCGAGUGGCCUCUCAAUCUCCAUAGAAACUGCAGAGUCACUCUUGCCAAUCAAGGUUUCAAGGUUGAAAUGGAUCACCAAUGAAAUUUUAGUGUUAAGGGAGAGGGUGGGUUUCAACAACUGCAGUCACUUUAGCAAUAGUGAUGAUCAAAUCAGCCUAGUUUUGAGAUGGAAAAGCCAGCAAAUUCAGCAAAAUGUUCAUCUCCCCCACCCGCUGUUUCUGAUAGAUGUGUAUGUACUCAAACAUGCACCAGCAGUAAAUGGAUACCUUAUCCUCUUCAUCAGCAUUUCCUUUUUAGGUCUUCCUGAAAUUCUCUGCCUACCUUUCAUAUAUUGUACGGAGUGAGGAGUCAUUCUUCUGAAUGCAAUGGGUUGUGUUACUGUGUUUUGUACCAUGUUGAUUUGUAAUGGCACAAUAAGCUAAAGUGUUGCUGUAUCAUUUAUACAUGAAUGUAAAACCACGAGGACUUGAACAUAUGUUCGAAAACAUUUCAUUAAGAAUACACAAUGUGUGUGUUAAGUUCACUGAGAGUUCUCAUUGUUUUAAUGUUGGCAGCAAGUGAUUAAUAUUACUGCAAUCAUUUACAAAAUUGUCACAUACCAGUUCCAGAUACUUGACUUCUAUUGUCCUACCAGUCAAAAUACGGAAUGGAUUGCCAAGCUGCGUAGAGAUAUCCCCUCAUGUCAAACCCUUUAUAGAAUAUGCUCAGCCCACCCCAUAUAGUUGCAUAAAUGUACCUUUGGGGAGUGGAAGUUCUCAUCUCUAGAGACACUGGCAAUGCAAUACUGUCAGGUUGAGAGGAACAUCUGAUUUCUCUACUUCAAUUGCUGGACUCUGCCCUCUGCUGCUGUAAACAUGCAAAUACACUCAACUUUUAUGAAGCGUCUCAUUUGAAAUGAAACAGUUGUAUGAAAAAACUGGGAGGGAAAUAGAUUCAUUGGACUGUGAAGAGAUAAUUAUUGGAUUGUGUCUGAAAAGGCACUGCGGUUUUCUCUGUAUUCAAAAAAUGCAAAACAAUCUGCACACUCAUAUAAUCCCUGCAGACAAGGCCAAUGGCAUUUUCAUGCUUUCAAAAAUAAUUAUGCAUCAAGUAGGCUUGCAGUUCUUUAUGGCCGCAAAAACGCAGGCCAUCACCACAGCAAGAGGCAUGCAGCUGUGUGAGAGGAAUGCAACGCACGCUAUCAGAACCGUACUGCAGGACUCCUGUGCGUCUACACCCACACGUUUCCAUUAUGUGUAAUGUCUGUCAGCAGAAGUGUUUGUGAUUGGAUGUAUUUUUCUGUCAUUUAAUGGCUCACGCUGCUUUCUAUGGAAACGGGGGGCUGCUGUGUGUUGGAGUGUGAUAAAUCAACACGCGGUCUUUGGACUGCGAGUUGUACAUUUAGUACUUUUUUUGGUUUUGGAUUUCAUUGUACUGCACUGCAUGGUGUUGCUGUUCUGAUUUGCACUUUAAUAAAUAUUUAUUGUAAAAAAUUAAAAAAAAAGAAUCGGGAUACA
Conger conger (European conger) is the source of this 5560-nucleotide messenger RNA. It is a transcript of the gene prkaa2, whose product is annotated as protein kinase, AMP-activated, alpha 2 catalytic subunit. Gene Ontology annotation, molecular function: protein serine/threonine kinase activity; ATP binding. NCBI's taxonomy places the organism in Eukaryota, Metazoa, Chordata, Actinopteri, Anguilliformes, Congridae. The record is from RefSeq and is a predicted model, not a curated record. The coding region runs from base 21 to 1679 and encodes 552 amino acids. Gene Ontology annotation, cellular component: cytoplasm. The transcript is spliced from 9 exons. Gene Ontology annotation, biological process: protein phosphorylation; intracellular signal transduction.